AUGUCGCUAUGUAAAAUACGGAGCAAAUCUGUUGGAAACGAUGACAAAACGAUGGUUGAUCCAUAUGGAGAGGGGUUCAUCUUAGCAAUACUGGGUGCUGUGACUUAUGAGUUCGAGGUUACCUCUCCAAUUUCCCCAGCCAGGCUUUUCAAAGCCCUUGUUUUUGAAGCCGACAAGCUUUUCCCCAAGGCUGCCCCUCAUGCAAUCAAGAGCGUUGAACUCGAAGGGGACGGUGGCCCUGGACCCUCGUCAAGAUCAACUUUGCUAAAGGUUACUUACCUUCCAUUCGAGUAUGUGAAGCACAAGGUCGAAGGACAAGACCAAGACAACUUGUCGUACAGUUACCGUGUGAUCGAAGGUGGCUCUUUGGGAGAGAAGCUUGAGAAAAUCUCUUUCGAGAACAAGUUAGUGGCAGCUGCUGCAGGUGAAGGAACCCUUGUCAAGAGCUUAAUGAAGUUUUUCACCGUUGCUGAUUCCACUUUCACUGAAGAUGAAAUUAAGGAACAAAUUAAAAGAAUGGAUGGAGUUUACAAGGCUGUUGAAUCUUACCUCUUGGCAAACCCCCAUGUCUGCAACUAG
Hibiscus syriacus is the source of this 579-nucleotide messenger RNA. RefSeq names its product major allergen Pru ar 1-like. Bases 1 to 579 code for a protein of 192 amino acids. The record is from RefSeq and is a predicted model, not a curated record. Lineage: Eukaryota; Viridiplantae; Streptophyta; Magnoliopsida; Malvales; Malvaceae. Gene Ontology annotation, cellular component: nucleus; cytoplasm. Gene Ontology annotation, biological process: abscisic acid-activated signaling pathway; defense response. Gene Ontology annotation, molecular function: protein phosphatase inhibitor activity; signaling receptor activity; abscisic acid binding. The transcript has 3 exons.